AAAUCCACAUUACGUUAUCAGCAUUGCAAAGAGAGCUGUGCACUUGGGGGGCUCGCCGCUGCAUUGCCUUGGUCGCCUGCAAAAUUCUCACCGAGAGGGAGCGGCCAGGCCGGAGACCGGGUCUUCGGAGCAGCUACCGGAGGCUUUUCGGAUUUCAUACGGCGUCACCCCAUCUCUCUCUCUCUCUCUGUGUGUGUUUUUCCUUUGUCUAUAAGUCAUGGGAGAUGAGAAAUCCACGAUCGUGAUGACGAAUAGAGACCGAGAGAGGGAUCGGGAGCUUCUCAUUCCCGUCGCUGAUUGUGUACACGAUAAUGUCUCCUCCAAACCUUCUUCGUCUUCCUCUUCAUCGCAUCAUUCGGGACGUGAGACCAUUUACAAAGUUUUCAGGAGCUGGGCUUCAAAAAAGUUCAUGACUGGAUGUGUAAUCCUAUUCCCAAUUGCUGUCACUUUCUACAUAACAUGGUGGUUUAUUCAUUUUGUUGAUGGAUUUUUCUCGCCAAUCUAUGCCCAACUUGGGAUUGAUAUAUUUGGUCUUGGAUUCAUGACAUCCGUAACAUUCAUUUUCUUGGUUGGGGUAUUCAUGUCAUCUUGGUUGGGAACAUCUGUCUUGGGUCUUGGGGAGUGGUUUAUCAAACGGAUGCCAUUUGUUCGCCAUAUUUAUAAUGCUUCAAAGCAGAUAAGUGCUGCCAUAUCACCAGAUCAAAACACACAGGCGUUCAAGGAAGUAGCCAUCAUAAGGCAUCCACGCAUUGGUGAAUAUGCAUUUGGGUUCAUAACUUCAACUGUCAUCCUUCAGAACUAUUCUGGGGAAGAGGAAUUAUGUUGUGUCUAUGUUCCAACAAAUCAUCUGUAUAUUGGUGAUAUAUUCCUUGUCAAUGCCAAGGAUGUUAUCAGACCCAAUCUCUCAGUCCGGGAAGGCAUUGAAAUUGUAGUGUCCGGGGGGAUGUCAAUGCCUCAGAUCCUUUCAACCUUGGAUUCAGGCAUUGCAUUGGAUAGAUGUAGAAAACUUGAGCUGAGUUGAAGAGCAUUGAUGUAAAGGAUUUGAUUUAUUGCUUCCAUGGAUUUGAGGUUAGACUAUCAGAACGGCUACAAUGGAAUCAUUGCAGUGGCUGUAUUGAGAUUGGUGUGGGUAAUGCUGGAUUUGAGUUGGUAUAAAAAAUUUUGAUGGUUGAUGGUUCACAUUCUGGGGGCUUAUGUAACAUUGGUCAUUGUUGAGAAUGUUGGUCUUACUUCUCAGUGUUUGGUUGGAAAUAGUCUGAUACAGGCAGAUGGGGUUGUUGGCUUUGGUUCGGGUCCCCUAUUUAUUAUCCCACUUUAUUACUAUGGUAAUGCCUCUGAAUUUGUACUGCAUUUAUGAUUCCAACCCCUAAAGUUAACCUUGUAGAUAAGGAUUAGAUAUUUCAAGUGCCAUGGCCUCUGAUUAUGAUUUUUUUCU
This is a messenger RNA of Manihot esculenta (cassava), 1435 nucleotides long. RefSeq names its product protein LIKE COV 1. The transcript is spliced from 7 exons. Gene Ontology annotation, biological process: stem vascular tissue pattern formation. The record is from RefSeq and is a predicted model, not a curated record. Gene Ontology annotation, cellular component: Golgi apparatus. Bases 218 to 1021 code for a protein of 267 amino acids. NCBI's taxonomy places the organism in Eukaryota, Viridiplantae, Streptophyta, Magnoliopsida, Malpighiales, Euphorbiaceae.